GUUUUUUUUUCGAGUGAAAUUUUUUGAGCAAUAUACUUGACGUCGCUUAAGAUAUUGGCUGAUAAAGUGGCAAACGAUGCUCCCCCUUCUCAUAUUUAAACUUGGCCGGUGGCCCUUCAUAAUUUUCACCUCCAUAUUCUUCUUUCUUCUGCUGGCCAGAAGAAUACAGUCCCUUGGUCCCUUUCUCCUUGUUCACCAAUUCAUCCCAAACUUGACACUCUCGAUUCGUCAUGCGCUUCAACGCUAUCGUAUGGAUCUCUCUUGCCAUUUUCACCAUCUUUGGCACAAUCGUUCACGCUGCACCCGUGAGUCUUCAAGUCUAUAUUUAUCAUCUAACAAUGUCUUCAACUCUCAUUGGUUUUUUUCUUCCGCAAACCUGGACAAGACCAACCCCGAUGGUUUCUAUGUUGGUGAUACAUUUGUCCAUAAUGCGAAAUACCCCGAUGUCUCGAAGAACUAUGUGUUCGUCUACUACAACGCUGGAGUAGGCCAGUCGGGUAGAAAUCUUAUCGAAGGGCUGCUCCGAAAAAUGUUUGACAAGAGAUUGAAGGGGGUUGAGACGGGUUGGACAGAGUCCCGCAUCGCAGCUCUCAAAAUUGAAUUCAACAACGCUGUUCCGAUAAACGGAGGCUUUUGCAGGUACACGAUUCAGCCUGGAAAAAUCAGUUUCAGCGUCGACGGCGAUUUUGGGAACUGUUACAAUCGGGGUUGCAGGGGCAUGGUCGAUGAUAAGGGAGAGGGACAUAUUUUAUUUUCUAACAAUCAGGAGGUUUUUUAUUCUUCUCCAAACAAUAUUCUCAAGGCUGCUGAUCUAUUCCAAUGACUGGCCAUUGUCAUUGCAUCUCACACUUCUCUCUCUCUCCUUCAUGCUUCGGAAUGAUUAGUGUGCGAAAUAAGUUCAGGGAUGUAGGCUAUAGGCUAUGUUGCAUGGAGAAGAGACGAAGAUUAUAACAUGGUUGAAAAGGAACUUAUUCGGUUUUAGAUACUUUACAGGCAAUG
Molecule: messenger RNA, 999 nt
Organism: Lentinula edodes (shiitake mushroom)
Lineage: Eukaryota; Fungi; Basidiomycota; Agaricomycetes; Agaricales; Omphalotaceae
Exons: 2
Coding region: 77-823 (248 amino acids)
Source: RefSeq, a predicted model, not a curated record